ACGGCGCUUUACGCAUCGUUAUAAAAGCUUAACCCCCUCCCUCCGCGCGCGCUGUCCCGUCUCCACCGUCUGGAUCUAUGUGUGUAGAUAGAUGGGCUGGAUGCCACGCGCCGUUAGCCUGCAGGUUGCAAAGGAUGAUGACAACCCCUUUCCUCCCCGUAGAAGUAAAAUAAAAUAGGCUUUCGCACACACUGGAUUUACUCCUGUCGUUCCAUAUGAAGAAGCCAAAAAUUUGGAUACGCGUCUGUGUCCAUAUACUGCUGUUCAUCACGCUUGGGGUACAUUCGAGUAAAUUUGACGUCAACCCGGUGACAGAUGACAUCUCUAGACUCUCUAUUUUGAGACAAAAUAUUCCCAAAGAUUACAGAAUUCCUGUACACUACGUUACAAAAGAAGAGGGAGGCAUGUGUUGGGUAAAAUUAAACGUCUUCUACUUGGAGGAGAGUUUACAAGAUUUAGCGCAUAAGUUUGGAAACAUUUCAUCCAACAGAAAAGAUAUUAGCAUAUUCAUCCAAAUGCUCCAAGAACUGCGGCUCAACAUGGGGUCUUUGGAGCCCAUCAUGUAUGAUUUCGAGUGCCACUACAGGGAAGAGAGGUGGCAGACGGGGCACUACUUUGACUUCGUCAAAGACUUCCUUAUAGCUGCACAGAAUAAAGAAGAUUCGGAUGACUGUGAUCCUCCUCCCUGUCCCACAACACCGUACACAGCAACGACGGAAGAAUAUUUAAAUGUAUCACCACCGUCCAGCAGUAAAGACACCGAGUGUGCAACGGGCUGCAAACCACAUUAUGAAACGAGCGCCCUGACUGAGGUGGUGGAGCGAAGCCUUCUCUCCUUACUGUUCAUUCCCCUCCUAGCUCUCGUAUUCCUGCUCGUGUGGAAGGUCCGAUCGUGUAGGAACGAGGAGGAUCUUCAACAGAACCCUGGAGAACGUGGACUCUUCACGGGAACAGAAGUGACUGCGCCACCGCUAGAUGCUGAAAUAACAGAAAAAAACAUGUUGAACGUCAUUGAAAUAGUGUAAUGACGCUUCUGCCCUUCGGCGUAAUUGGACUCUCUUUCCACCUCCUGUUGGUGUCCAGAGGUGGUGGAAGAAAAACAAAAAAAAAAAAAAAAAAAAAAAAACAUGAAGCUGAUUG
Messenger RNA from Cyclopterus lumpus (lumpfish), 1140 nucleotides. RefSeq names its product kit ligand a (gene kitlga). Gene Ontology annotation, biological process: cell adhesion; positive regulation of cell population proliferation. Lineage: Eukaryota; Metazoa; Chordata; Actinopteri; Perciformes; Cyclopteridae. The coding region runs from base 216 to 1025 and encodes 269 amino acids. Gene Ontology annotation, cellular component: plasma membrane. The transcript is spliced from 11 exons. The record is from RefSeq and is a predicted model, not a curated record. Gene Ontology annotation, molecular function: stem cell factor receptor binding; cytokine activity.